AAUGAGACGGCUCGUAGCAACAGUUUUCGCCGGAUGUUUGUUAGUGAGUUUCGGGAGGUAUACGUUGGUGUUGGUACGUAAGGUAGUGUGUGGAAAUCAAAUAUCACAUACAAAAAUGAGUGCACAACUAAAGGAUAUGGUUUCCGUGGAUUUCGAAGUUUUUGGGAGAGUUCAAGGCGUGUUCUUCCGGAAAUACACAGUUGAUGAAGCCAAGAAAGUGGGUGUAAAAGGUUGGAUUAUGAACACACCAAAAGGUACAGUUCUUGGAAGAAUAGAAGGAGAAGUUAAAAAAGUGGAACACAUGAAAAAAUGGCUUCAAACGACUGGAAGCCCAAGUUCCAAAAUUGAAAAAGCAGAAUUCAGAAAUGAAGCUCCAAUUCGUCAAUACUCAUUUGCUUCUUUCACAGUCAAGCACUGACACUUGUUUUAUGAACUGCUUACUAAAAAGUGAUAUAACAUUGCUAUUUUCCGAAGAAGUGGCUACAGGAAACAGGCAGUCCUAUGGCCAAGGUAGAAAAAGUAGAAUUCAAAAAUGAAGUCAAAAUUACUUCAUGUUCAAAUAAUGAUUUCAAACUGAAGAAUUAAAUUUAUGUAUUAUUUAUUUGUGAAUAUUACACUUGUUUCUAAACUAUUUAUCUAUUUAUUUAUUUAUUUAUUUAUUUGUUUAUUUAUCUAUUUAUCUUUCAUACCAAAGAAUUUGUUGCUGCUUUUAUUUUGUAACAAAAAUUUUAAAUAAUCACAGAUAACUUAAUUUUUUGAGGUAUAUAAUACCACUGUUUUCAGAGGUCUAAACAUUGUUGAUUUGAUAUUUUGAUGGAUACAGGCAGUUGACUUGUGAUGAUUUGCAGACAUUGCAUUUUAACAAAACACACUGCAAGUAUAACAAGUGAUGUAUUUUAACAACAGAAAUUUCCUGCCUAGCUGUGUAAAUGGUGCUCCUGGAUUGUUCUCAUUCAUAUUAUUAAUUCUGAGUAUCUAGAAUUUUUGUAUGUCACUGACCAACAACAAAUAUGGUUUGCAAAAUAAAAAAAAUUGUAAAACAU
Molecule: messenger RNA, 1043 nt
Organism: Schistocerca nitens (vagrant locust)
Lineage: Eukaryota; Metazoa; Arthropoda; Insecta; Orthoptera; Acrididae
Product: acylphosphatase-2-like
Exons: 5
Coding region: 2-418 (138 amino acids)
Molecular function (GO): acylphosphatase activity
Source: RefSeq, a predicted model, not a curated record